Molecule: messenger RNA, 1267 nt
Organism: Polistes canadensis
Lineage: Eukaryota; Metazoa; Arthropoda; Insecta; Hymenoptera; Vespidae
Product: protein FAM8A1
Exons: 6
Coding region: 209-1156 (315 amino acids)
Source: RefSeq, a predicted model, not a curated record
AAUCGUAAGUAAGAUAAAUUAAUAUUAUUGUGUGUUUAUUUAUUAUAUAUUGACACUUGUUCUGAAGGUUGUGUAAAUGUUGAAACCUUGACUUAUUUGUCCACUUAAUUUUAAACACGUCAGUUAUAUUCCAAUAAUAGUGUUACCUGCAUGUGUACAUCUACUAUGUGACAAACAAAAGAAGAAACAUUAUUUAAUUGAUUUUAAAAUGGCAAAUAACAGCAAGAGCGAAGAUCAAAGUGAGGAAAGUUUGAAGGAAGAUAAAGAAGAACCCAAAAUGAGCUCGGCUGAAGAACGUUCUGAAUACUUUAAGAAGUUGGAAAAAUGGUUACAAGAAGCUUAUGCUUGGCAAAGUGUCGCUGCUAUGUUUCCUUAUUAUGUGAUGUCCAAUCAAGUUUUAAAUUUAUCAGGUGCUAUGCCAUUUGGUUCCUCGAUUCCAACAACAACAAGUGCGCAAAGAAUUAACACAGCUACUCCUCCACAACAAAAUGAUCUACAAAGGCAGAGAAGACCACAAGAAACUGCUCCGCCACAUUUUCAACGGGCUGAAGCUGAAGGAUUUGAAUUUCGUAUACCACCGGUAUGGAAACGACUGGCAGCAGAAUUCAUAGAUUCUGCAAUGUUGUUUCUUUUGAGAAUUUCUAUUUCUUUUGUCAUCAUCGAUUUUUUUGAUUUUAUAGGCUUAGAAGAUUCGGAAUUACUACAAACGAAUCUACCUAUUGAUUAUAAAAUGUUUAUAGAAGUAACAUAUGGAACUAUAUUACUGGAAAUAAUAAAUCGUAUAGCAGUGUGCAUUUUGGAAGCCUUCUGGCUACAACGUGGAAUGAAUGGUCGCAUAGGUGGUACUACUCCAGGAAAAUCUAUAAUGGGUUUGCGAGUUGUUCAAUGUCGAAAUGUUGUACCAGCGGAUAGAGCAGAUGAUCCAGACAUGGUGUACGUUCAACCGGGUACUGAUUUGGGUUUUCCAUUGGCAUUUAGUCGGGCUGUAAUAAAAACUUUAAUAUUAUCUUCUGUUUUUCCUAUAUGUUUUGGAGUAUUCUUUUUUAGAUUUAAUAGAACGGGUUAUGAUUUAAUUUGUAAUUCUAUCGUUAUAGAGGAUCCUUACAGGAAUGUAAAUAAUAAUAAUAAUAAUAAUAAUAAUAGGAAUCGUCGGUAGAUAUUAAUUCUUAACAAAACAAUAUGCAUAUGGAGUGAGUCAACUAAAUUUUGUAUCUGAAAGCGUUUUUUCUUUUUGAAUAAAAAAAUGAUUACAUACUUUUAAAAAGAA